Molecule: messenger RNA, 1533 nt
Organism: Carcharodon carcharias (great white shark)
Lineage: Eukaryota; Metazoa; Chordata; Chondrichthyes; Lamniformes; Lamnidae
Gene: timm10b
Product: translocase of inner mitochondrial membrane 10 homolog B (yeast)
Exons: 3
Coding region: 77-472 (131 amino acids)
Cellular component (GO): mitochondrial intermembrane space chaperone complex
Source: RefSeq, a predicted model, not a curated record
ACCGGCCGCCGCCAGGAAAUGACGACAACAUUGACCGGGUCACCGGAAACCUGGGGGCAAAGGUCACGGGGAAAAGAUGGCGGAACCGAGAGAAAUACGGAACCUGCGGGAUUUCCUGCUGGUUUAUAACAAAAUGACUGAAAGCUGCUUCGACAAGUGUGUGACCAACCUCAACUACAGGAGCAUCACCCUGACUGAGGAGAGCUGUGUUAACAGCUGUGCAGGAAAAUUGAUCCAUACCAACCAUCGGUUAAUGAGUGCUUAUGUCCAGCUCAUGCCGACCAUUGUUCAGAGACGAAUCUCGGACUACGAGGCAAAAGCUGCUGAGAUUGCGCAGAAACCGAGUGUGAAUCUGCCUCCAUCGUCUGAGGGGCAAAGUGACGUUCCUGACAGAGUGCCAGAGGACCUGGAGAAUUCUUUUAGCAUUGACCCCCUGACUCAUACCAACACUGGGUCUCCUGACAACAGUUAAUGGUGAAUUGCCCGGCGGUGGUGUCAUUCUUGCAGUAACUCCCCCUCAGUGUGGUGGGCCCACUUACAGCCCCAUCGCCACUUGUCAUCUGUCGAUACUGCGAGUGUACCUCCCCAGUCCCCAACCCGCAGCAGAACAAACAGCAUCAAUAUGAACUGUAUGGCAUGACCCUAAUCGCUGACUAACAGAUAAUCCAUUGUGGCACUUUCAGCACAAUCCCACACACUCCCUUGGUGCUUUCAGCAGAUGGUUUGGAAUUUGUUAACAGAGACCAGAGCUGCAGGUUGUCAAACGGCCAGGGGUGCAGGGACAAGUGGAGUCUGAAGUGACUUGGACUGACCACAGCUACCAGAGCCUGACAGGGAUGUAAACCUCAGUUCAGACUGACCAGAUUAACCAACCUGGUUAACGUUGGUUUUGAAAGUGAAAUGGCAGCUCCUGAACUCUAAACUGUGACAUCUUAAACCGGAAAAGGAGUUGAAGAGAGCUACAGAAUUGAAAUGGUUUAAAGUUACAUUGACAAUACUUCCUUGGUACUGAGUGAAUGAAUACAGUUUGAAGUUAUAGGUGAGGUCCUUGUGCAGUGACAGGACUAAAUUCAACUCAGGGAUGCAGUUGAAGCAGCUUACAGAUAACCUUGAACUUAGAAUUUUUUUUAUUAGCUAAACUGUUCAGGAUUCUGUUGUGUCUCCUAUAACCCCCCCACAUGUGAUUUGUACCUCCCUGACUCUGGAUGUGGUCCCAACUUGUGUGAGCGAUGAGCCCCCUGCACCUAUAAAGUAAGAUUGGAAAUGUAAAGUGUGUCUGUCACUGUGGGAAAAGCACACGCUGAAGUACUGCAUCACUCUCUGUCUUACACUGUACGUGGACUUUGUUUUAACGUUUGUUUUCCCAGUGUGUUUGCAACUGAGCCAGUAAUGAUGUGAGACAGUUUGAAAGGGCUGGGAUGCCCCGAUUUCUGUUUUGGGCUUGUCCUUCUCUCAGUGAAACUGUUGUUAUGAUCCCUUUUAAAAAGAGAUGAAUUUCCCAAAUGACCAACAGAAAUAAACAAGUGGACAACA